Messenger RNA from Ramularia collo-cygni, 681 nucleotides. RefSeq names its product probable PRX1-mitochondrial isoform of thioredoxin peroxidase. Bases 1 to 681 code for a protein of 226 amino acids. The record is from RefSeq and is a predicted model, not a curated record. NCBI's taxonomy places the organism in Eukaryota, Fungi, Ascomycota, Dothideomycetes, Mycosphaerellales, Mycosphaerellaceae. Gene Ontology annotation, molecular function: peroxiredoxin activity. The transcript has 3 exons. Gene Ontology annotation, cellular component: mitochondrion; cytosol. Gene Ontology annotation, biological process: cell redox homeostasis; cellular oxidant detoxification; cellular response to oxidative stress.
AUGUCGGCCGCACCUCUUCGCCUCGGCAGCAUUGCCCCCAACUUCGACGCCGAGACCACCAACGGCCCCAUCAACUUCCACGAGUUCAUCGGCGACAAGUGGGUCGUCCUCUUCUCCCACCCAGAGGACUACACCCCAGUCUGCACAACCGAGCUCGGCGCCUUUGCAAAGCUCGAGCCAGAGUUCACCAAGCGUGGUGUGAAGCUCAUCGGCCUGAGCGCCAACACCAUUGAGAGCCACGGCGGCUGGAUCAAGGAUAUCAACGAGAUCUCUGGCAGCAACCUCCGCUUCCCAAUCAUCGGUGACAAGGAGCGCAAGGUUGCCCUCGCCUACGACAUGAUUGACCAGCAGGACGCCACCAACGUUGAUGCAAAGGGCAUUGCUUUCACCAUCCGAUCUGUCUUCGUCAUCGACCCAAAGAAGACCAUCCGUCUGAUCCUCUCCUACCCAGCCUCGACCGGCCGCAACACCGCCGAGGUUCUCCGCGUUGUCGACUCUCUCCAGACUGGCGACAAGCACCGCGUCACCACCCCAAUCAACUGGGUUCCAGGUGACGAUGUGAUUGUCCACCCCAGCGUCAAGGGCGAAGAGGCCGAGAAGCUCUUCCCCAAGAUGCAGGUCGUCAAGCCAUACCUUCGCUUCACCCCUCUCCCCAAGAGCGAGACCUCUGCUGCUGUUUGA